GGUGAACCCAAGACACACGCUAAGGGGUAGGGUAGACUGAGCCCUCUGUAAAUAGACUAGAAAGUCCUCGUUUUCAUGUGCUCCUGCCGUUAAUCUGGAGCAGCACAGGGGCAUUUAUGUCAGUUUGGAGGUUGCUCCAACAGCAUACCCCAGAUCCUUGAUCUGAAACAACAGUUCAUCAUAAUUCAUCACAGUCCGCGAAACCGCUCAGAAAAUUCUCCUUUUCUCUGGUUUUUUUAUCCAGAUCUCUCGUCCUCUCCCCAAGCAACUCCAUUCGCCUUACCAUGAAUAACGCCAUCAACUUUUUCUCUGAAACCAAAUUGGCCUCCGCCAAGACGGUGUUCUCCACCGUUGCCUCUCUCCUCGCCACCGCUAUGGUGUUCCGAACCGUCCUCCAAGAUUUCUUGCCUUACGAAGCCCAGCAAAUUUUUUGUUCUGGAAUUCGACGCUUGUUCAAUCGCUUCUCCCCACAGAUGACCAUGGUGAUCGACGAGUUCGAUGGCAUCGCUUACAACCAAAUCUUCGAGGCUGCCGAGACCUACUUGGGCAGCAAAGUCCACUCCUCCCAGAGGCUGAGAGUGAGCAGGCCGGCCAAGGAGCGCAAAUUCAACAUCAACGUGGAGCGUGAUCAAGAGAUCGUCGACGUGUUUCGUGGUGUCAAAUUCAGGUGGCUCUUGAUAUGUAUUAAGACUGAUUCCAGGAGUAUAUUCAAUCCUCGCGAUUUCAACUCCACAAUUCGAUCCGAAGUUCGAUCUUUCGAGCUCAGUUUUCAUAAGAAGCAUUUGGAUAUGGUUCUCAAUUCCUACUUUCCAUACAUAUUGAAGGAAUCAGUAUCCUUGAUGCAAGAGAAGAAGACUUUGAAGCUCUUCACCGUCGAUUUCGAGAAAAUGUUUGGGAAGAUGACCGAUGCCUGGUCAUCAAUCAGCCUUGAUCAUCCAUCAACUUUUGAUACGAUCGCCAUGGACUCGGAACUAAAGAGCAAAAUUUUGGAAGAUCUUAAAAGGUUUGUCAGGAGGAGGGAUUAUUACAAGAAGGUCGGGAAGGCUUGGAAGCGCGGAUACUUGCUGUACGGACCUCCUGGUACGGGUAAAUCGAGUUUGAUCGCCGCCAUAGCUAACUAUUUGAACUUCGAUAUAUAUGAUUUGGAGCUCACGGAACUCCGGUGCAACUCCGAGCUGAGGAGGUUGCUGCUUGCGACAGCCAAUCGAUCAAUUCUGGUGGUGGAGGAUAUUGACUGUACGAUUCAGUUGCAAGAUCGUUCGGAAAGCCAACUCAUGAAUCCACGCUCAUUUCAGUUCGAGAAACAGGUGACGCUUUCAGGAUUGUUGAAUUUUAUCGAUGGACUUUGGUCAAGCUGCGGUGACGAGCGAAUCAUAAUAUUCACAACAAACCACAAAGACAAGCUGGAUCCUGCUUUGCUGCGUCCAGGGCGUAUGGACAUGCACAUUCACAUGUCAUAUUGCACUCCAUAUGGGUUCAAAAUUUUAGCUGCCAACUACCUUGGAAUAAUAAACCAUUACCUAUUCAGUUACAUUGAAAAUCUCAUUGAAACUACUGAAGUCACCCCAGCUGAAGUGGCCGAGCAUCUACUCCAAAGUGAUGAGCCUGAAAAGGCACUCAGAGAUUUGAUUAAAUUCCUCGAAGUGAAGAAGGAAGAGGCUAGGGUUCAAAAAGAAAAAGAAGAACUAGAGGAAGAAGAGGAAGAAGAGGAGGAAGAAGAAGCCAAGGCAAAAAAAGAACUGGAAUUGCAGCAAGGUGGUAGUGUUGGAGAAAAUGACGAGGUGACGAUGAUGACUAAACGAAUGCCACAGUCUAGUCUGGGCUUUACACUUGGAGAUGGAUAGUCACUCUUGUUUCCUUGGGAAAUACUCGUGUCCUGCAGUGAAAGAAUUGAGAGGAUACAAAGCCAGUCUGAAGACUCUGCCAUCAAUUGAUCUCAAACAUUUUUCAUUCCUUCUGUUAAAGAAUGUUGCCGUGGUACUUUACCAUAAUAUUUCUGCAAUUCUUUUCACAGGGUCCUUGCAAUUAAGAAACUGGAGAUUUCUUCAUGUUUUCUAUGGCAGGACUUGGAGAUCGGUGGAAAAUCUUGAGAGGAGUUGCAAUUGUGGUGAGUGAAAGCCCUCUGAACCCAAUUGGUCCCUUCUCUUUAAUACAUUGUUAGGGAAAUUGCUAUGAUUUUGUUCUUUGUUUCCAAA
Vitis riparia (riverbank grape) is the source of this 2195-nucleotide messenger RNA. RefSeq names its product AAA-ATPase At3g50940-like. The transcript has 2 exons. Bases 285 to 1844 code for a protein of 519 amino acids. Gene Ontology annotation, molecular function: ATP hydrolysis activity; ATP binding. NCBI's taxonomy places the organism in Eukaryota, Viridiplantae, Streptophyta, Magnoliopsida, Vitales, Vitaceae. The record is from RefSeq and is a predicted model, not a curated record.